This is a messenger RNA of Ziziphus jujuba (common jujube), 1345 nucleotides long. RefSeq names its product WAT1-related protein At1g43650. The transcript has 7 exons. NCBI's taxonomy places the organism in Eukaryota, Viridiplantae, Streptophyta, Magnoliopsida, Rosales, Rhamnaceae. Gene Ontology annotation, molecular function: transmembrane transporter activity. The record is from RefSeq and is a predicted model, not a curated record. The coding region runs from base 26 to 1117 and encodes 363 amino acids. Gene Ontology annotation, cellular component: plasma membrane.
AGUCCUAGCCAGCUUCCAUUAAGAAAUGAAAAUGACAGAACAUAGAAUGCAAUUGAUGAAGAGCUGUAUGGGAAUGGAGAACUGUAAACCAUACAUUGCAGUGAUCUUCAUACAGUGUGUUUAUGCAGGAAUGGCUCUGUUUUCAAAAGCAGCAAUUGCUUCAGGAAUGAAUUCAUUUGUGUUUGUGUUUUAUAGACAAGCUUUUGCCUCCCUUGCUUUGGCUCCAUUUGCUUUCUUCUUUGAAAGUAAUAGAGAUGCUCCCCUAUCAUACACCUUAGUCUGCAAAAUAUUCUUCAUUUCCUUAUUUGGGAUAACAUUGAGUUUGAACCUUUACUCCGUGGCUCUCAACUAUACCUCUGCAACAUUUGCUGCAGCCACCACAAAUGCAAUUCCUGCCAUUACUUUCGUUAUGGCAGCUUUAUUCAGGAUGGAAAGCAUAUCCAUAAAAUAUGGGUAUGGAGUGGCAAAGAUUGUGGGUUCAGCAACAAGUCUUAUAGGGGCAUUGGUGUAUGCUUUUGUGAAGGGUCCUCCAAUACAGUUCAUAAAUUGGAACCAUACCACCACUCCACAACACUGCUCCUCAUGUCAUCACAGAGUAGACUGGAUUAAAGGCUCCAUUAUCAUGCUCUCUGCCAACACUGUUUGGUCUUUCUGGCUUAUCUUGCAGGGAUUGGUGGUAAAGCAAUAUCCGGCGAAGUUACGGUUGACGACUCUUCAAUGCUGGUUUAGUUGCGUGCAGUCAGCUGUUUUGGCCGUUGCCAUGGAGAGAAGUCCAUCAGCAUGGAAGCUUGGAUGGGAUGUUCAUCUUCUUUCCGUGGCUUACUGUGGUAUAGUUGUGACUGGAAUUACUUACUGGCUACAAGUUUGGGCAAUAGAGAAAAGAGGCCCGGUUUUCACAGCAAUGUUUACCCCAUUAGCACUUAUAAUUACAGCAGUCUUCUCUGCAUUAAUAUGGAAAGAAGCUCUUCAUUGGGGAAGCAUUGGUGGGGCAAUUUUGUUGGUGGGAGGGCUUUAUGGCGCUUUGUGGGGAAAGAACAAAGAGGAUAGAAAAAUUGAAACAAAUGAACGACAAGAAAGUAAGGAAGAAAUCACCUUAGAGUGCAUUACACAUCACUGAUUGAUGGGAUGGCCUGGGAUUAUUGUACCGUUAUCUGCCUUUUACUUUCCAACAAUCGCACACUACGUUUUUCACCUAGAUAAAUCCACACUGGCUGCUUUCUUUCUUUGUAUCUAGGGAAAGAUAUUGUUUCCCCUCUUUCUUUCUGUUUAUUUUCUCUUUUUUUUUUUUUUUGGUCUAUAUUUUAGCAUUUUUCUUCUGUUCUUUGUAUCUUUGUCAUUAUGUAUA